AUGAAAGUGAGCUUUAAUCAACACCUCGGAAUAUAUAUUACAUGUUCAGCACUUUGGAACAAUUACUCGGAAAAAGCAGACCGAGUCUAUAAGCUGAAGAAAAAGUGUGUACAAGGUUCAAUAGCUAUAUUUGUGUCACCUACUAAAGCUAUCCGAAUUGGCGCGAUCAUAACAUGCUUUUCUGCAAGUAUUGCCACUACCGGCCAAUAUUUUGGAACAUCCAUCAAUUCUAAUCUAAAAAGAGCAAAGGAAUCCAAACUUGCAAUAGUGUGUAAUAGUAGCGACGGAAACAUUUUAUAUCAAGGAGACUCAGCGGAUGAGGAGUGGAAGUUACAAGAAAAUCGAGAAAAUAAUGUUUAUGUGCGUAACGUCUUCCUGGAACUUGGAAUGAAUUUUUUGAAUACUCAAGACGGCGAGUCUAACAAAAACGAUAUACAUCACAAAGCUGCAGUCCAGGGCAUUAUACGUGCUUUAGAAGAGGAGAUAGAACAUUGGGAGAAGAAGUUAAACAGUUCGAGGACACAGUUCCAAUAUGUAUUCAAUGUACCAACUCAUUGGGAUUACGCGAUAAGAGAAGAACUCAUUCGGCCUAUAUUUAUCCAAGCCGCAUUCAUCGACAAACAUGAUCAUGGUCGAUUAAUUUUUUUCACUCGGCUCGAAUCAACAUUUCGCUUCAUUCAAUCGGAAGACAAGUCAUUUGAAAAAACUUAUUUACAGCUCGAUACCCUUCAUUUACGUCAGUCGAAAAUAACUAUGUUCCACAAGCAUUAA
This is a messenger RNA of Mucor mucedo, 771 nucleotides long. RefSeq lists its product as uncharacterized. The record is from RefSeq and is a predicted model, not a curated record. The coding region runs from base 1 to 771 and encodes 256 amino acids. NCBI's taxonomy places the organism in Eukaryota, Fungi, Mucoromycota, Mucoromycetes, Mucorales, Mucoraceae. The transcript is spliced from 5 exons.